ACCUCCGCCGUGAGGCGUGCGUAAACAGGGGAUGUCAUCGGCGCGCGCGCCGGCGCCGCUUCCGUGUGGUGUUACGUGAGGGGGGGGGGGGUGGUGUGUGUGUUGUGCCGGGCCCGCGGCGUUUCCCGGGGUGGUGGUGCCCCCCCCCCCCCCCCCCCAAGCUGCCUCCUCCUCCUCAGCCACCGCCGCCUCAGCCACCGCCGCCUCAGCCGCCAUGGAGGGCGCAGCCCUGCCCAUCCGCCGGCACCGCCGGGCCCUGGUGGAGGCCGUGAGGGAGCGGCCCUUCCUCAUCGUCACCGGCGAGACGGGCAGCGGCAAAAGCACGCAGCUGCCCAAGUACCUCUUCGAGGCAGGCCUCGCCAAGCACGGGGCCAUUGGCGUCACCCAGCCCCGGCGCGUUGCCACCAUCUCGGUGGCGCAGCGGGUGGCCGAGGAGAUGGGCUGCUCGCUGGGGAGCGUCGUCGGGUACCAGGUCCGCUUCGAUGACUGCACUGCCGAGGAUACUGCCAUCAAGUAUAUGACCGAUGGCUGCUUAUUGAGGCAAAUAUUGGCAGAUCCCCUUCUCAGCAAGUACAGUAUCAUCGUUUUGGAUGAAGCCCAUGAGCGGAGCCUCAGCACUGAUAUUUUAUUUGGUUUGCUGAAGAAACUAUUCCUACAGAAGAAACCACCAAACAGGAAGACACCCAUGAAGGUGGUGGUGAUGUCAGCCACCCUGGAGGUAGACAAGCUCUCGGAGUUCUUUGGACACUGUUCAGUGCUGCAUAUUCCAGGAAGAAGUUAUCCUGUCAAGGAGAUAUUCUGCAACCUGCUCAGCCCAAGGGACGUAGGCAGCUCUGCGUAUGUUACAGAGGCUGUAAAAGUGACAUUGGAUAUCCACUUAAAUGAACCAGAAGGCGACAUCUUGGUUUUCCUGACAGGUCAAAUUGAGAUAGAAAGAGCUUGUGACUUACUUUUCAAGAAAGCAGAAUCUAUUGAUUACCGGUAUGAAGUACAUGAUCGGUCUGUUGAAGGCCUGCUUAUCUUACCAUUGUAUGGGUCAAUGUCAACAGAUCAACAGAAAAGCAUAUUUUUGCCGGCUCCAAGGGGCAUUAGAAAAUGUGUGGUAUCCACAAACAUUGCUGCAACGUCUCUGACGAUCGAAGGAGUCAGAUACGUAGUAGAUAGUGGGUUUGUGAAGCAGUUGAAUCAUAACCCCCGAGUUGGCUUGGACAUACUGGAGGUGGUUCCCAUUUCAAAGAGUGAAGCAAAGCAACGAGCUGGCCGAGCUGGCAGGACAUCGUCCGGAAAAAGCUAUCGGCUAUACAGCAGAGAAUUCUGGGAGCAAUGCAUGCCUGAUCACACAGUCCCAGAGAUCAAGAGAACCAGUCUGACAUCUGUGAUCCUGACCUUGAAGUGCCUUUCCGUGCAUGAUGUCAUAAGAUUUCCCUAUUUGGACUGCCCUGAAGAAAGGCAUAUUUUAGAAGCUCUCAAGGAACUCUACCAGUGUGAUGCUAUUGACAGGAGAGGCCACGUGACAAGACUGGGUGAAUUCCUGGUGCAGUUUCCCCUCCCUCCCAACCUGACCUGUGCUGUCAUAAAAGCUGCUUCUCUUGACUGUGAAGAUCUGCUGCUGCCCAUAGCAGCCAUGUUGUCUGUGGAAAAUGUCUUCAUUCGUCCAGGUGAUCCUCAGAAGCAAAAGGAGGCAGAACUUCAACACCGGGAACUUUCUUCCCAAGUGGGAGGAUGCAAUGACUUUGCAACCCUCUUAAAUAUUUUUGAACAGUGCAAAGCAAGCAAGUCUCCUUCAGCGUGGUGCCAGAAAUACUGGAUCCAUUGGAGAGCUUUAAAAUCUGCUUUUAGUGUGGAAAAACAACUUCGGGAAAUAAUCAGUAAACUGAAACAGCUGCCAGACUUCCCAAAAGAGACAUUUGAAGGCUCCAGAACUGAAAUCCUAAGAAGAUGUCUAUGUGCAGGAUACUUUAUCAAUGUAGCUAGGAGAUCUGCAGCCAGGACAUUCUGCACAAUGGAUGGACAUGGCAGCAUAGUCUAUAUCCAUCCUUCAUCUACACUAUAUGACCAGGAGACUCGCCUUGAGUGGAUCAUCUUCCAUGAUGUCACAGUGACAUCCAAAAUCUAUGUCCGGACAGUGUGUCCUGUUCGCUAUGAGUGGGUCAAAGACUUGUUGCCCAGAUUACAUCAAAUUGAUGCAUAUGAACUGAGCAGUGUGGCACGGGAAGAAGUAACCGAAGAGGAAAUAACAAAGUGGAAACAUAAGGAGGACCUUAAAAGGCAGUAUGAAGGAGUCACAGACAACUCUGCAAAGAAGAUGGAGAGAAGGAAUGAUGAUAAAUCAAUCCUGGAUGCCCGAGCUCGCUAUCUGGAGAGAAAGCAGCAAAGAGCACAGGGUUUAAGUGGCCCAUUGAAAGAAACGGGGUAAUACGUGCUGCUGCUCUACUCCCACUACGAGGAAAGGCAGUUUGGUGCAGUUGUUCUGGGUAUGUUUGCAUAAUGCAAAAUGACUAACUGGAAUGAAGGAAAACUUCUGCUUUGUGGUAAGUUGGAGGGCCGAGGCAUACAAACGCAAUCUUCCUUUGCUGUAUCCAGCAAGGAAAAGUUACCAAGCUGAAAUUUUGUUGCUACAUGACACUGGCAACAAUUUAGUGGCCUCAAAUGCGGAUGAGGACACAAUACUGGGAUGCCAAUUCUGUGACAUUUAGUUGGCUUAGAAAGGUCUCAGUGGCCUCAGUGCCAUUAUUAAUAAAAAUUUCUUAAUGGUUGCUUUUUAAAA
Molecule: messenger RNA, 2767 nt
Organism: Grus americana (Whooping crane)
Lineage: Eukaryota; Metazoa; Chordata; Aves; Gruiformes; Gruidae
Gene: DHX40
Product: DEAH-box helicase 40
Exons: 17
Coding region: 215-2416 (733 amino acids)
Cellular component (GO): intracellular anatomical structure
Molecular function (GO): ATP binding; RNA binding
Source: RefSeq, a predicted model, not a curated record